GGCAACCCAUCUCACUUGCCAGAGUGAACACAAGGUGAAAGUUAUCGGCGGGAGAAUCAGGCUGCUUCCUUGACCAUCUCCGAUCGGAGAGCGCCUGCACUAAUCAAUUUGAUCGGCCCCCGAAUCGGGCAGCGCGCCGAAUUCACCUGCCGGAGACCCCAAACCUCAAAUCAGCAACAUGGCAACAGCAAAGCGCGACAGCGACAGCAGCUAUACCGCCACCAAUUCAACAACCACUCUCUCACUUUCCGACACCGAAAAACCACCGCCAUCCCCAUCAGAUAGGACCCCAUCGCCGUCCGCCUGCAACGAAAUCGUCCCCGCCGAAACCACCGCCGAUCACAUCCAACCCAUCCACAAUGCCACACCCACCACCACCCACCCCGACGCGACCUACUACUACCCCGAAAAGAACGACCUCGGCCCCGACCCCGAAGCAGCCAACCCCACAAACUUGAACCCCCUAACCCUCCACCCCUCGACAGCAACAGCCUCCACAACCCUCGACUUCCCCGAAGGCGGCCUCACAGCCUGGCUCGUCGUGCUCGGCUCCUUCAGCGCCAUGCUGUCCUUGUUCGGGCUGAUCAACUCGGCGGCCGUGUUCGAGUCGUACUUUGUGACGCACCAGCUGGCGCACAAGACAUCCUCUGAAAUCGGCUGGGUGUUUAGCCUGUAUUUGUUCAUUGUGUUUUUCGUCGGGAUCCAAGUAGGUCCUGUGUUUGAUCGGUUUGGGGCGAGGGUGCUUGUUGCGGUGGGCGGAGGGUUGAUUUUUGGGAGUUUGUUGUUGUUGAGUUGGUGUGAGGAGUAUUACCAGAUUAUCCUGACGUACUCAGUCAUGGGCGGGCUGGGCGGCGCGCUGCUCAACAGUCCGGCCUACGGCGCGAUCGCGCACUUCUUCAACGCCCGGAGGGGGCUGGCGACGGGGAUUGCCACGACAGCCGGCGGCGUCGGCGGCGUGGUGUUCCCCGUCCUGCUGCGCGCGCUGCUGCCCAGCGUGGGCUUCGCGUGGAGCUGCCGCAUCCUUGCCCUCAUCAUGCUUGGCCUGGCCAUUCCUUCGAACCUCUUUAUCAAGACGCGCCUUACGCCCGCCAAGGGCCGCGAUGGCCGGUCCAAGGUGCAGUCGGUCUGGCCUGAUUUCAGCGUGUUCAAGGACGCCCGGUUCGCGUUUGCUUCGAUCGGCAUCUUCUUCAUGGAGUGGGGGCUGUUUGUGCCGCUCACCUUCAUCGUCUCGUACGCCGCCGCCCACGGUCAAGAUGCGACCGAGAGUUACUUGCUUCUGUCGUACCUGAACGCCGGAUCGGUCGUGGGGCGUGUUCUCCCGGGUCUUCUCGCCGACCGGUUCGGGCGAUUCAACGUCAUCAUCGCCACCAUCGCCCUCUGCUUCGUCACGGUGCUGGCGCUGUGGCUGCCUGCGGGCACCUCCAAGGCGAUGCUGAUUACAUACGCGGUGCUUUUUGGAUUCGCGAGCGGGAGCAACCUGGGGCUGGUGCCCGUCUGCUUGGGGCAGCUGUGUGAUCAUCGCCGGUAUGGCCGGCUCUACUCGACCGCCAUGAUGGUGGCAAGCUUCGGCACCCUCAGCAGCGUUCCGAUCGGAGGCGCCAUUCUGGAUUCUGGGUCGGCAGAGGAGGGGUGGAAGAACUUGAUCAUAUUCGAUGGCGUGGCGUAUUUCGUUGCGCUUGUAUGCUACACGGCGGCUCGUGUGCUGGCCGUUGGCUGGAGUCCACGGAUCAUUUUUUAGGAUGUCAGGCUUGGGACAGGAGUUCAAAGUUCUGGCCCUGUGUCAAGCGAUGGCAAGGGCCAAUAGACGUAGAUUUGCCA
Parathielavia appendiculata is the source of this 1818-nucleotide messenger RNA. RefSeq names its product MFS general substrate transporter. The record is from RefSeq and is a predicted model, not a curated record. Lineage: Eukaryota; Fungi; Ascomycota; Sordariomycetes; Sordariales; Chaetomiaceae. Gene Ontology annotation, cellular component: membrane. Bases 179 to 1738 code for a protein of 519 amino acids. The transcript is spliced from 2 exons. Gene Ontology annotation, biological process: transmembrane transport; protein histidyl modification to diphthamide. Gene Ontology annotation, molecular function: 2-(3-amino-3-carboxypropyl)histidine synthase activity; transmembrane transporter activity.